AUCAUCAAUAAGGCAAUCUCGACUUCUCUCAAUUUCAUCCUCUAUUCCAUAACCCAAAGCACGGCUAUUGAAUUGAACUGAUCAAAGGAAGCAGCAUAUAAAUACUGUUGGAUCAUAUCGUUAUGGGCUCUGCGACGUUCGUGGAGGUGAUCUUGGCCAUCUUGUUGCCACCCCUGGGAGUCUUCCUGCGCUACGGCUGUGGUGUGCAGUUUUGGAUCGAUCUGCUGUUGACGAUAUUUGGUUACAUACCUGGAAUCGUUUACGCCAUCUUCGUCUUGGUGGGAUAGUGCCUACGUACGAUCGAUCACUCAGUAAAUUUUUCACUGACUAGAAGGUGGUUCAUGCAAUAAGUUGCGAGGAUGAUCCAUGAACGUGUUCCAGUUUUGCCUUGUGAGAAAAUUAUACCUUUUUGUUCUAUUUAUGUUGAUGAC
Zingiber officinale is the source of this 431-nucleotide messenger RNA. RefSeq names its product low temperature-induced protein lt101.2-like. Gene Ontology annotation, cellular component: membrane. The coding region runs from base 123 to 287 and encodes 54 amino acids. The record is from RefSeq and is a predicted model, not a curated record. Lineage: Eukaryota; Viridiplantae; Streptophyta; Magnoliopsida; Zingiberales; Zingiberaceae. The transcript has 2 exons.